AUGUCAGAUAAUGCAGAACCGAUUUUGACAAAGGAUAGUUCUUCGACUGAUCUACCAUUUGCCAAGCUCAAGAGCUGGCAAUGGUGGCUUUUGGUAUCUCUCAAUAUUGUACUUCUUCUCUUUGGUCAAUUCGCAGCUGUGCUGCUAGGAAGAUUUUAUUACGAUAAAGGUGGAAAUAGCACAUGGUUGGCAACGUUGCUUCAAACAGCCGCUUUCCCAAUUCUUUUCAUCCCUUACUUUAUAAUUGGUUCCUCUCAGAAGCCUACAGAAACAGCCAAUUCAGCUUCUCGUCUUCAUGUUUAUUUGGUAUAUAUUGUUCUUGGAGCAAUAAUUGCUGGGGAUAAUAUGUUAUAUUCAGUCGGACUCCUGUACCUCUCUGCUUCUACUUAUUCCAUCCUCUGUGCCACACAAUUGGUUUCAAAUGCUAUAUUUUCGUUUUUCAUCAAUCAACAAAAGUUCACCAUUUUGAUUCUUAAUUCUGUGGUGGUUCUUACAUUAUCUGCUUCUCUUCUUGGUGUCAAUGGUGACUCCACCGAACCAUCAGGAGUCUCGAAGGGGAAGUAUGUGAUUGGUUUUGUUUCUACUCUUGGCGCAUCUGCUCUGUACUCUCUCAUACUUUCCCUUAUGCAACUUUCUUUCCAGAAAGUCAUUAAGAAGGAGACGUUUUCUGUGGUCUUGGAAAUGCAAAUUUAUACAUCAGUAGUUGCCACUGGUAUCUGCAUCAUUGGUCUUUUUGCUAGUGGAGAUUGGAAAACAUUACAUGGGGAAAUGAAUACUUUCAGCACUGGAAGACUUUCCUAUGUCUUGACAUUGGUGUGGACAGGAGUAGCUUGGCAGGUUUGUGCCGUUGGCGUUGUGGGCUUGAUAUACAUUGUGUCAUCCUUAUUCUCUAAUGUCAUCAGUACCCUUUCAUUGGCACUUACUCCGGUUGCUGCUCUUAUAGUCUUUCAUGAUAAAAUGAAUGGGGUCAAGAUCAUUGCCAUGCUUUUGGGGAUUUGGGGUUCCAUCUCUUACAUCUAUCAGAAUUACCUAGACGACGCCAAAGUUAGGAAGACAAGAACCACUGCCGAAGCGCCCCUCAAUGAUUCAAUCUGCUGA
This is a messenger RNA of Oldenlandia corymbosa var. corymbosa, 1098 nucleotides long. NCBI's taxonomy places the organism in Eukaryota, Viridiplantae, Streptophyta, Magnoliopsida, Gentianales, Rubiaceae. The record is from the annotation of a GenBank genome assembly.